UUACGUCUCGGAUUAAAACUGAAGGUCCAAAAGAUAACUUCCUGUUUGCUUCAUUGUGAUUCCUCUGCUAAUUUCAAGUUUGGAUUCAAUUGGUCCAUGGUGCUGCUACUGGUUUUUAUACAGCUCAAUGCUCAUACAUCAAACCUAACCUAAAAACGACUGUCAAACACUCAUGCCUAAUGUUUGAUUGAAACUAUUAUGUCGAAGAAGGUUUAGAACAACAUAAAUAAUGAAAGAGUUAAUUAUAUUGCAAUACGUGCCAGUAAUAUAAUAUUCAUAUGUAUUCAAAUUUUUUAAAUAUCAAAUAUUGUUCUUGUGCGUGAAAUGUAAUCUACAAAAGUGUUUAUGCCUAUCAAGAAUAACUUUUACUUCCGAUUGAGUGUUCUAACUUAUGACCGAGAUAUUCAAGGAUGGCUGAGGAAGAGGGAAAAAUUGAAUACGUGACAGAGCCUUGCCCCAUUAGACCACGGAGAAUCGGGCCACAAAACAUAGUUGUACGGUUAAAACGUAGGGAAACAUUCGGUUGCCCUUAUGCAGCUACGCACGUGCAUAUUGCCAGACAAUUUUACCAGAAUGUCUUCCCGAAUUUCACGGUGAUGAACGUGGAGAAGCCUCCGUGCUUCCUGAGAAAAUUUAGCCCAGAUGGUCGAUACUUAAUUGCGUUCAGCGCUGAUCAAACAUCCGUUGAGGUUUAUGAAUAUCGUGGGGCGUCCGCAGCUGCUGAUUUGCUAGCAGGUUGCGAAGGAGAAUACAUUGGGCAUAAGAAUGAUGAGCGUAGCUUUCAAAUCAGAAGGAACAUUUUUAAUAGAUUUUUUAAGGCUAAGUGGGUUGUGAACGUAGUCCAAAGCAAUGAGCAAUUGAACAGGGAAUGUAGUCUAUUCACUGAUGAUGGUAGAUAUGUGAUUAUUGGCUCAGCUGCACAUAUCCCAGACGAAUUGAGACCACACUUUUACCAAAUUUACUCCAAUAACGAAGCGCUAACUCCGAAUCCCAGAUCACCACUCGAAGAUUACAGUCUGCAUCUCGUCGACUUGCACGGGGGAAAAUUAUGUGAUACUAGACAUUUUAAAGUGGACAAAAUAUAUUUAUCGCACAAUCAAGGCCUUUAUCUUUAUAAAGACAUACUGGCAGUGUUAUCUGUGCAGCAUCAAACUAUUCAUAUAUUUCAGAUUCUUGAUGGUAUGUUCAUCAACGUCAGAACAAUAGGAAGGUUUUGUUUAGAGGAUGAUGCUUAUUUGAUUACAAGCGCAUGUCCUGGCGUGAAUUGUCGCCCAUUCCGAGACGUUAUGAUAAACAGCCUUAAGCACAAGUUGUUGGUUUAUUUGUACAAAAGAGCAGCAUAUAUCAGUGACACGAGUAAAGAUCCCUAUGAAUUAAGACGCUUUUACCAAUAUUUCGACCAGUUGAACGCGUUGCGAAUGUGGAAAAUGCAAUUGCUGGAUACAAAUCAUAUUCUUGUGAGAUUCGCGAGUGAGGAGGUGGCAACACUUCAGGCGAACGAACCCAAUGUGCAACCGGCGCUUCUUGUCGUUUACGAUAUGGUUUCAGCUAAAAUAUUAGCCGCAUACGAUAACGCGUCCACGCAGUUGUUAACGCACUUCGAAAACUUCAGCGAUUUCUUCAGGAACGCUAGAACGAGUAGCGACUGUCAGUACAUGUGUUCCCCUUCUAAUAAUAUAUACGCAAGAUUAUUGCAGCAAAGAUUUAAGCAGACCAUAGUAAGUGCCAGGUACGGUGGCGUUACGGAAGCCACUAAAAGAUUACUUGCUCAAUUACCGAUAUGCGCUCAGUCUUAUUCCAGUUCACCAUACCUGGAUUUAUCUCUAUUUUCCUAUGAUGAUAAGUGGGUGUCCAUGAUGGAGCGACCAAAGGCUUGCGACGAACAUCCUAUACGAUUUUACGCUCGUGAUUCUGGCCUCCUGAAAUUUCGAAUGUACGCUGGGAUGUUGGGUCGAACGACACCCACAGCUGCGAGACGAUUGGUUGCAUUUACUUUUCAUCCCACAGAUCCAUUCGCCAUUUCUGUUCAAAGGACGAACGCCGAAUACAUCGUCAGUUUUCACGUCAGGCACAUUUAAAUUGAACUUUUGUAUUUCUUUCAAUGAAAAUACGAUCUCCUUGUACAGAGUUUUAGUAAUAAUCAAACCGAACAAUUCUGAGGAAUCAUAAAUGAACGAUCUAUGCACAAUUAAUUAGAAUUAUAAGUUGAAUUCAUUACCUUUAUUAUGAAACAAGCAACUCCAUUUCACGUUGGCCUUACUUCCAUUCGAUAUAAGAUUAUACUUUACUAUUAAUAUUUCAAUGAUGAAAAAGAGUUACGCUGUUUUCAUAAUACACUUCUCAUUUGUUACUAUUUUCAUGUUAAUUUAAGACUGUUAGAUGUAAGAUAAUAAGGCAUUAUAAGGUAUGAGAAGAAAAUGGCUAUAUAUAUACAUGUAAAAUUGUAAAAAGUAAAGAGCGAUUGUAAUUUCGAAAACAGUUUGUACAGUUAUUGUUCGUUUUUUACUAUACUAUGAAUAAAGUAUUAAUUUUCAUUAAA
Molecule: messenger RNA, 2539 nt
Organism: Ceratina calcarata
Lineage: Eukaryota; Metazoa; Arthropoda; Insecta; Hymenoptera; Apidae
Gene: abo
Product: de-etiolated protein 1 abo
Exons: 9
Coding region: 411-2078 (555 amino acids)
Biological process (GO): positive regulation of proteasomal ubiquitin-dependent protein catabolic process; protein ubiquitination
Cellular component (GO): nucleus; cullin-RING ubiquitin ligase complex
Molecular function (GO): ubiquitin protein ligase binding; ubiquitin-like ligase-substrate adaptor activity
Source: RefSeq, a predicted model, not a curated record